Styela clava is the source of this 842-nucleotide messenger RNA. RefSeq lists its product as uncharacterized. Lineage: Eukaryota; Metazoa; Chordata; Ascidiacea; Stolidobranchia; Styelidae. The record is from RefSeq and is a predicted model, not a curated record.
AUGAUUUUAUUUUGCAUUGUCAGUCUAAUAGUAAUUGGAAACUAUGGAACGGAGUCAGCUUAUAUUGAUUUUCUGUGUCCGGACCCUGAGCCGAUAGUCAACGGAUCCCACAAUGGAGAUUGUAUAGGAAGCUUCCCACCCGGGGUGAAUGUAACUUAUGCCUGUGACUAUGGUUACGGGAUGGAAGGCCCGAAAUCGAGAAUUUGUCGGAUAAUAGAGCCAUCGGACCCGUAUUCGAGACCCAUAGCACGAUGGGAGCCGCAGGAACCACCCGUGUGCAAAAGACUUAUACCAUGCAGAGUUUUUUGCUUUGGUCACGCUGAGUGUUUUAUUAAAGAUGGUAAAAUGGCGUGUGCAUGUCAACCGGGCUCAUUUUGGACUCCGAUGUUCAAUUCUUGUCAAGUGGACAGCGAGAUUUAUUGCCAUAUUAUUUUCUCCGCAAAACCUUACGUGAAAGAAAUAGUUGACAAUGUCAUCGAAACCUUGCAGAAAAAGGGCAUUGAACAAGCGGUUUUGGAACUGGUGUCCCACAGAAAAGGGAUUAGCCGUUGCUUUUCAACGAAAGAGAAAAAAGAAAACACAGCCGAAAUUGAUAAAGUCGUCAAAGUAUGAUAUCUAGCGGACAUAAACUACACUUAGCGAUCAUCGUUUUCCUUCGGUCCAUCAUAGACGAAGAACAAUCGAAAGCUGAUAUGAGUAAAGUGAUGGAGGAAAUCGAAAAUGACCCAAAAUAUACAAAAAAUGAAAAAGAUCUGAUCAAAGAACUACACGACCUUAUAGGCCGUAAAUGUUUAAAACAUGGUGUAUUAAUAAGAGACCCCCAAAAUUCUAGAAAUUUUUUU